AUGGGUGGGGAAAUUAUGUACCGGUUAGUCCAGCAUACCAGGCCAGCUGUCAGCAGCACCGCGGACAGCAGCUCGGGUCGCUCGCUCCGCAUCGCCUCUCACAGCGGACACGCAGCGUUAGGACAGCGCAUCACACAAUUAUUUUGUUCUUGCAGGAAAUAAGGUGUGAAAUGACAUGCCUUUUGCCUGGAUGAGCUGGAAACCCCGGUCCAUGGAAAGAAGGUGAAUAUCUCUGCGUGAUAAAGGUAGCUUCAAUGAAGCAAAGCAGCUCUAACCGUGUAGCUGAUACGCGCAGACGCAAACGGAGCGUCGGACCAGUGACCGUGUGCAUUCCGCCGCAGUGAGCAUGAACCUCGCACCCGGGAUUUUCCACCUCUGAACAGUGUCCCCGGUGCUUUUCCUGAUCCCAUACAGCAAUACCUGAUUAGGAUUUCGGGUUCUUUCCACCAUGCGCUUCUUUGUGCUCUUGAUUCUGCUCUCCUGCUCCUGCGCUCCGGGUGGCUGCGAGAUGAAAAUCGUGAACAUCGGCGCGGUGCUGAGCCAAAAGCGGUACGAGCAGGUGUUUAAGGAUGCGGUGAACCAGGCAAGCGUGGUGUACGGCAGAGACAGGUUUAAACUCAACGCCAUCUCCGUCACGCACAAAGCCAACGCUAUUCAGAUGGCGCUGUCUGUGUGUGAGGACCUCAUCUCCAACCAGGUCUAUGCGAUUUUGGUGAGCCACCCUCCACAGUCCAGCGACCACCUCACACCUACACCGGUGUCCUACACCGCAGGCUUCUACCGUAUCCCUGUGGUCGGCCUCACCACCAGGAUGUCCAUCUACUCCGAUAAGAGCAUCCAUCUUUCCUUCCUGCGCACCGUGCCACCUUACUCGCACCAGGCGCACGUGUGGUUCGACAUGAUGCGUGAGUUCCGCUGGAACCACAUCAUCCUGAUCGUCAGCGACGACCACGAAGGUCGAGCCGCCCAGAAGAGACUGGAGACCCUUCUGGAGGAGAGGGAGACCAAGAAUAAAAAAAGGAACUAUGAAAACCUCGACCAACUGUCCUAUGACAACAAGCGAGGACCUAAGGCAGAGAAAGUCCUCCAGUUCAACCAAGAGACUAACUUAACUGCCCUGCUGCUGGAGGCCAAGGAGCUGGAGGCUCGCGUGAUCAUUCUGUCCGCCAGUGAGGACGACGCUGCUGCCGUGUACAAGACGGCCCGGUUUCUCAACAUGACCGGCUCUGGCUAUGUGUGGCUAGUCGGAGAGCGGGAGAUGUCUGGUAAAGCUCUGAGUGAAGCUCCUGACGGACUGAUUGGCCUUCAGCUCAUUAACGGCAAGAACGAGUCGGCUCACAUCAGCGACGCGGUGGCGGUCGUGGCCCAGUCCAUUCAGGAGCUUUUUGAGAAGGAGAACAUUACUGAGCCGCCUCGGGGUUGUGUGGGCAACACCAACAUCUGGAAAACUGGGCCACUCUUUAAAAGGGUUCUGAUGUCAUCCAAAUACCCAGAAGGCCUGACAGGACGAGUGGAGUUUAAUGAUGAUGGGGACAGGAAGUACGCUCAUUACAGCAUCCUUAACUAUCAGAAGAGCAGACUCAUUCAAGUCGGCAUUUAUAAUGGAACUCAGGUGCUGCUAAAUAAGCAGAGAAAGAUCAUCUGGCCUGGAGGAGAUACAGACAGACCGAAAGGUUUCCAGAUGUCCACAUGGCUGAAAAUAGUCACGAUACAUCAGGAGCCUUUUGUGUACGUGAAGCCGACCAUGCUGGACGGGACCUGCAAGGAAGAAUACACACCAAACGGAGUCUUAAUUAAAAAGGUGAUCUGCACUGGACCAAAUGAGACCAUUCCAGGACGUCCAAUAGUGCCUCAGUGCUGUUAUGGAUUCUGCAUUGACUUACUGAUCAAGCUGGCCAUGACUAUGAACUUUACUUAUGAGGUCCAUCUGGUGGCUGAUGGGAAAUUUGGCACGCAGGAGAGAGUGAACAAUAGCAACAAGAAGGAGUGGAACGGCAUGAUGGGAGAGCUCCUGGGUGGCCUUGCGGACAUGAUCGUGGCUCCGCUAACAAUAAACAAUGAACGAGCUCAGUAUAUUGAAUUCUCCAAACCGUUUAAAUAUCAAGGGCUCACUAUCCUCGUAAAAAAGGAAAUCCCUCGUAGCACACUGGACUCGUUCAUGCAGCCGUUCCAGAGCACGCUGUGGCUGCUGGUGGGUUUGUCGGUGCAUGUGGUGGCGGUGAUGCUUUACCUACUAGACCGGUUCAGCCCAUUUGGAAGGUUUAAAGUAAACAGUGAAGAAGAAGAAGAAGAUGCCCUCACCUUGUCCUCGGCUAUGUGGUUCUCCUGGGGAGUGUUGCUGAACUCUGGAAUUGGAGAAGGUGCCCCGCGUAGCUUCUCAGCGAGAAUCCUAGGCAUGGUGUGGGCCGGCUUUGCUAUGAUCAUUGUAGCAUCCUACACUGCCAAUCUGGCUGCCUUCUUAGUGUUGGACCGGCCUGAGGAGCGCAUCACCGGCAUCAAUGACCCGAGGUUGAGGAACCCAUCAGACAAGUUUAUCUACGCCACGGUGAAGCAGAGUUCAGUGGAUAUCUACUUCCGACGUCAGGUCGAGCUGAGCACCAUGUAUCGCCACAUGGAGAAGCACAACUAUGAGAGCGCCGCUGAGGCCAUACAGGCUGUCCGGGACAACAAGCUGCAUGCUUUCAUCUGGGACUCUGCGGUGCUGGAGUUUGAAGCCUCGCAGAAGUGCGACCUGGUGACCACGGGAGAGCUGUUUUUCCGUUCGGGCUUUGGCAUAGGCAUGCGCAAGGACAGCCCCUGGAAACAGAAUGUGUCCCUGGCUAUUCUCAGUUCCCAUGAGAAUGGCUUCAUGGAGGACCUGGAUAAAACCUGGGUGAGAUACCAGGAGUGUGACUCAAGGAGCAAUGCCCCAGCCACACUCACCUUUGAAAACAUGGCAGGAGUCUUUAUGCUGGUAGCUGGAGGCAUUGCAGCAGGGAUCUUCCUCAUCUUUAUUGAGAUCGCAUACAAGCGACACAAAGACGCCCGCAGGAAGCAGAUGCAGCUCGCCUUUGCGGCCGUCAACGUCUGGAGAAAGAACCUGCAGCCCUCUUCCUCUGUAGAGACUCAGGAUGAUAGGAAAAGUGGUAGAGCAGAACCCGACCCCAAAAAGAAACCCUCUUUUAGGUCCAUCAGUACCACCCUGGCCUCCAGCAUCAAGAGACGUAGGUCCUCCAAAGACACGCAGUACCCACCCACAGACAUCACGGGCCAGCUCAACCUGUCCGACCCGUCUGUCAGCACCGUGGUGUGAGAUGGAGAAAGAGGGAGCGGGGGAUUGUUCGUUUCUUAAAAACAGACAUGGGGUGGGGGGAACCAAUCGGUGUUCACAUCACCCAGGAAUUUCCCUUGUCCCGAGUCGCUUACGAGCUUCUGCACCUUUACGAGGACGACAGAGAAGAGCUGAUCUUCUACACUGAACAUUUUCGGAGAUUGGCGUGUAGCGUUGCAUCGCACUGGAUUUCUUAUCACACACACUCACAAAUAUAGUCUUUACAUUCAAACCAGGACACAUUAUACACCUUUCAUUCAACCUAGCAAUGAUUUGGUUGCACUUUUGAGUAUUUUUGUAUAGUUCGGUAAUAGUGAAUGCUCUUGCGUCCAUCAAGUGCUGUACGUAUGUAUUUGAUCUCUCGGAAAAAGAAACAAAGCAAUCGGAGUAAAUUAUUAUUCCUAUGUUUGUACAGACCUCAUACGUUCGUACUGAAUUUCAGGACGUUUCAGGACGUUAAUCUGCCUUUAACAGUAUCAGUUGCUUUCUAUACUUUAAUCGUUGUCUACUCUGUAAGUAAGAACGGCGUACGGAAGAGCAUGCGAAUACUAUCCGAGUAAAACUUUAGUUACAUUUAGUGCAUUGUCCAUAGUGUUAAUACUUGAAAUACUAUUUCUAACGAUAUAACAAUACUGUAUAUGGCACUUUACGACGAUUAUAUGACCUUAUUUUAUGACCAAGUGUUGCGGUUCUUGGUUUUCUACUCAAUACCGUUUGUAUACCUUCGAAAGCCAUGCGCUCUUUAGCAGUGAGCCAUUUGCAUGUUUCAAUGCAUGUGAAACUUCUUAGCCAUGUCCCGAAAAGAAAAGCGCGAAACCCUAUUCCGCAAUACUGACGUUUUGCAUACGAUGCGCAAAAAGAGUAUCAAUGUACAUGCCGUAUCAGGAGUGGCUUAAGAACAUUAAGAAUCUACCUAGUUAAGACUAUCUAUGUAUAUAAAAAAAAAAGAAAACCUCUUUCUCUGUCUCUCUGAUUGAAGUUCUCUCACGCUUUCUCACCUCCAGGCGCUAGAAGGGGUGCAUCAAACUGCCAGGUUUUUUCAUCCAACCAUCACUUGGUGUCUCGCGCAAAACCGUCUCUUGUGAGACCUUUUGCGAGAGGAAGUCCCAAGUGAGUUGCUUUGUAUUUGACUCUGGUGCUGCGUUUUUUGUACACACCUAUUGGUUAGAUGCAAAAAACAGGCCGUUUCCCAUGUUCUGGGGAUGAGAAACAUUUGGUCUAGAGUGACCACUGACCUCUUAUUGAGGAAUUUUGAAUGAUGUGAAACAGAAAUACGCUUGUUCGGGGCGGACAAACAAUUUGAAAUUUCUUAAAGAUGAAAAUGUGAAUUAUAUGAAAAUGUUGACUGUCAUGAUUGUAAUCAAACUUUUUGUUGUUACUUCCUAAAAUGCUAUUUUGGAUAAGAAAUCUUUGCCUUUUGGUGUGACACUUGACAAACAUAAGGACUGACCAUCAUCCUAUCAAGUCCAUCGUCUCUGACGGAUGAGUGCAUGCGUGUUUUUCUUUCGUGUUACUCUAUCUCAAGCCAUAGUUUGCGUACCUGUAACACACUAUUAUAUCUGCUUUCGGGUCUAAUGCGGCGUACCUAAAUACAGGCGGCUCUAUUUUGGUUUUUCCGGACAGCCAGCCGCUUAUAUUAUUCUGUGAAUCAUGUAGAUGAUUGACUCAUACAAAUAGACAUAAGCUUUAACAAACGUUCACACACAAACACUCCCAUUAGACCUAUUUAAAUAAGAAGCGCUUCGAGGUUUGCUGUUGAGUUGAAGCAAAACCUUCUGUUUGUAUUUAGAUUACAAUGCAAAUCUUUCUCUGUGCAAAUUAAAAUAUGUGCAGAUGACAAACAACA
Hemibagrus wyckioides is the source of this 5156-nucleotide messenger RNA. RefSeq names its product glutamate receptor, ionotropic, N-methyl D-aspartate 1a (gene grin1a). The transcript is spliced from 22 exons. Lineage: Eukaryota; Metazoa; Chordata; Actinopteri; Siluriformes; Bagridae. Gene Ontology annotation, molecular function: NMDA glutamate receptor activity. Bases 449 to 3292 code for a protein of 947 amino acids. Gene Ontology annotation, biological process: monoatomic ion transport; chemical synaptic transmission; regulation of membrane potential. Gene Ontology annotation, cellular component: plasma membrane; NMDA selective glutamate receptor complex; synapse. The record is from RefSeq and is a predicted model, not a curated record.